This is a messenger RNA of Urocitellus parryii (Arctic ground squirrel), 3388 nucleotides long. It is a transcript of the gene Zfta, whose product is annotated as zinc finger translocation associated. The record is from RefSeq and is a predicted model, not a curated record. Gene Ontology annotation, biological process: negative regulation of DNA-templated transcription. NCBI's taxonomy places the organism in Eukaryota, Metazoa, Chordata, Mammalia, Rodentia, Sciuridae.
AUGGAGCCCGGCGGGGACCACCGGAGCCGGAGCGGCGGCGGCAGGGGCGGCCCCGGGCCAGCAGUGGCCUCGGCACGGGGCCGACGGCUGCCGCCCACCGGAUCGAGCGGCGGCGCGGAGCCUGAGGAGGACGACGGCGGACAAGAUCUUCAGCUGGAAGGGGGUACCUUGGGGUCCUGGGGGAGUACCCCCCUGCCCUCCUCCAGGGCCAGGGGACCAGCAUCUUCGGGCAGGAAAUACUCAGACCAUUGUGAGGCCAGGGCCUCGAGGCCUGGAAAGAGCCGCAUCCCUGGCCGUGACCACCGGCGCUACUACCACGACCACUGGCGGCUGGAGUACCUGAUGGACUUCAACCCUGCUCGGCAUGGCAUGGUGUGCAUGGUGUGCGGCAGCUCCCUGGCCACCCUCAAGCUCAGCACCAUCAAGCGGCACAUCCGCCAGAAACACCCCUACUCUCUGCAUUGGAGUCCCCGUGAGAAGGAAGUCAUCAGCAACAGCUGGGAUGCCCACCUGGGGCUGGGGGCCUGUGGUGAGGCUGAGGGCCUAGGGGCCCAGGGGGCUGAGGAAGAGGAGGAGGAGGAAGAUGAAGAGGAGGAAGAGGGAGCUAGCCUCCAGGCUUGCCCACCCAAGGGCUCAGGCAAAGCCUCAGCUGGUGGGGGCUCCCGGCGUCGGCGUCGGGUGCAAGGGGGCCCAGUGGCAUCCCCACGCAGGUGCCUCUCAGCCUCCAGAAGGGCUGGGGGCAGCAGGGGACUGGGGUCCCAGCGCCUGGAGAGAAGGCUGAAGGAGUCCUUGCAGAGCUGGUUCCGGGCUGAAUGUCUCAUGGACUAUGACCCGCGGGGGAACCGGCUGGUGUGCAUGGCGUGUGGCCGGACAUUGCCCAGCCUGCACCUGGAUGACAUCCGUGCCCAUGUGUUGGAAGUGCACCCCAGCUCUCUGGGGCUCAGCGGCCCUCAGCGCAGUGCCCUGCUGCAGGCUUGGGGUGGCCAGCCUGGGGCGCUGUCUGAGCUCACCCAGCCCCCACCAGACGAGGACCUCGUUCCCCAGGACCUGACCAGAAAGAGCCGGGACUCGGCCCCUGCUGCUGGAGCCCCCUCCUCUCAGGAUCUCAGUCCCCCAGACGUAAAGGAAGAGGCUGGCAGGGUCCCUGAGAGGCCCGGGCCCACAGAGGAGGGCGAGAGCGAGGGAGAGGCGGAGAGGGAGGGGGUUCCYGGGCAGUCGCUGCGGGGCGGCGACCACCGCCCUCACUACCAAGAGCGCUGGCGACUGGAGUACCUCAUGGAGCUGGACGGCGGCGGCCGGCGCGGCCUGGUGUGCAUGGUGUGCGGGGGCGCGCUGGCCUCGCUCAAGAUGAGCACCAUCAAGCGGCACAUCCGCCAGCGCCACCCGGGCUCCACGUGCCUCACCGGGCCUGUCAAGGAAUGGAGCGAGAAGGCCGCCCACCUUCUGGCCCUGGGGCUGCCCUGCUCGGAGUCGCCCCCCGGCUCCACCGGCCCCAGCGAAGUCCCACUCUCCCCUGGGGCUGCUUUGGAGCGGCCCGCCGAGGAAGAGGAGGACGAAGAGGACGGGCCGGAACCUGGAGGACUGGCCUUCCCGCCGCUGCCACUGCCGCCACCGCCCCCUCCCCCGCCGCCGCCGCCCCGCAGCCGGGAACAGCGGCGGAACUACCAGCCGCGCUGGCGGGGCGAAUACCUGAUGGAUUACGACGGCAGCCGGCGCGGCCUGGUGUGCAUGGUGUGCGGGGGCGCGCUGGCCACGCUCAAGGUGAGCACCAUCAAGCGGCACAUCCUGCAGGUGCACCCCUUCUCCAUGGACUUCACACCGGAGGAGCGCCAGACCAUCCUGGAGGCCUACGAGGAGGCGGCGCUGCGCUGCUACGGCCACGAGGGCUUCGGACCACCCGCCCCUGCACAGCGUGACGGCGGCACGGACCUCAAGCCGGGUGCCGUGUGCCGGGCGUAGCCGACUCGCCGGGUCGCCCUGAGCUCGGCCGGGCCCGGGCUGGGAGGCCCUCGUAUCUCAYGCUAGAGCUUCCCACGCCCGACCGCUGUCGCGCCCCCCCGCUGGCCGGGCCGGGCGGAGAUUGGGUGGUGCCGACGCUACUGCUCUUUGCUACUUAGGUGUUGGAGCUAGUCGGGCGCUGGGGGAAGCGCACCCGGUCUCGGUGCUACGGCCCUUUGCGCAGCGCUCCACYUUCUAUGAAGCCAAAGCGGUCUCUGAAGUGUUAGCCCCGAGCGCCGCUAGCCCCAGCCGGUGUCGGGCAGCAGCCGGCGAGGCGCCCCUUUGCCAGGCUGGGGUGGGGGCGUCAUCAGUCAGUAUUAGGGCCUCGGGGAGGGCAGGAGGAGCGCGCCGGCCCCUUGUUCUGGCCGGGGGCCCAGUUCUCUGCGGCCUUGCACGCCAGCAGGCACAGCUCCCGUCUCGGGGACGGCUGACUGCCUUGUCCUAAUUGGUAUUCUUGGCCUCUCGGAGGCCCUGGCCACGGACGGGGGCCUUAGGCUGGGGGCGGGGCCCUGGGCUGGGAGCCUCCGGGAUGGGGAGGGCGCGUGGGACCACGGACGGGCGGGGCGACCCGCCCUGAGCCUGGGCCCUGCCAGCUGCGCCAGCCUCAUGGGCAGGCUCAGAGAGACCCUGCCCCAGGUGGCUCCGCCCUCUGCCACUCCCUCCCGCCGGUACCGGCUUCGUGUAAAGGGAUUAGCACUUUUUUCCUUUGCUCCUCUCCUGCCCUGAGGGCCUCCGUUUACCCCUAAACUGAAUCUGGCGUUUUUUUGGUCURGCGCCAGGUCCAUUCGAGCCCGGGGCACUGGCGGUCCCGGCAGUUGGCCUAUAUUCCCGCCUCCUCCCUUUGCCCCUUUGUCCUCAGUGGACUCRCUACCCGUUCUUCGCUCCCAGGGCCUGGGGCCGGGCCUCGGCCUCUCUCUUCCGGAGGCAGGGCCAGGCCCUGUGGGUAGGGAAGGGGCCCCGCGAUCUCCCAGGCAGGUCCGAGAGAGGGAUGUGUAGACUCAUUCUCCCGUGGAGAACAGGUGGCCCUGAGAUCAGGCCCCUUUUUGCUCUUUGUAUUUUAUUUUGGAACUGUAUUUAAUGCUUUUAUAUGAAAGGGGGCGGGACGGAGACGGAGCUGACCCAAUCACCCUAAUGUGCAAAUGUCUUAUUUAUUAUGUGUGUAUCAGAGAUAAGCUGUGAGGUAGUGGGGGAAGGACCUAAAGGAAGAAGGAGCUAGGACAGCGGCGGGGAUGGGAGGACUAAAUAUCCCAUACAUUCCUGUAGCCUCGGCCUCUUUCUCCUGCCCCAGCGUUGGCUUUCCACAAAGGGAUGCCCCUGCAGGGACGGCGUUCUCGGCUGGCUUAAAGUCAGGGCGGGGAAGCCAAGGGGUGGAGCUUGUGGGUGGGGUCUG